This is a messenger RNA of Peromyscus maniculatus bairdii (prairie deer mouse), 3139 nucleotides long. It is a transcript of the gene Foxj2, whose product is annotated as forkhead box J2. Gene Ontology annotation, molecular function: DNA-binding transcription factor activity, RNA polymerase II-specific; RNA polymerase II cis-regulatory region sequence-specific DNA binding. Gene Ontology annotation, biological process: regulation of transcription by RNA polymerase II. The record is from RefSeq and is a predicted model, not a curated record. Lineage: Eukaryota; Metazoa; Chordata; Mammalia; Rodentia; Cricetidae. Gene Ontology annotation, cellular component: nucleus.
GAGCCGGAGUGCGUGGACCCCACCCUCGGGGCACCGGGCGCCGGGACCUGCUCCUUCUCCCGUGGGAAGGAGGACCCUCCGCACUCCCGGGACAGCCAGGAGAGAUCGCCGCAGGGCACGCGCUGUCCCUCCCACGCUGGCUCUGGAGGAGACCCCCAGAAGUCGGGAAGGACAGUGGGACCUGAAGGACCCGGAGGGAGACCGCCCCGACUCCUCAACGCACUCCAGACAGUUCGGGACUUUGGAGGCAGAGGGAAAGGGAGCCGUGCCUGUGGAGUAGGCACCCCGCAUCCCACCCAGUACUCACCGCGGAGAGGCGUCCUGACACGCACAAGCCAGGACCCUCCAGGGAACCGCCAGCAAUCCGUUCCAGUUUGCUGGAGAAGUGGAAGACCUCUCGCCCCCCAACUUCCGUGCACCUAGACAGUGGACCCGGGCAGAGCCCCUCAGCUCAGAUCUCCAGCAGACAGAAAGAGCCCUCAGCCCCUGAAAGAUCCAGUUUGGGGGGGAGGGGGAUUCCCCCAAAGGGGAGGAGACAACUCCUGGUUGGGAGAGGCUCCUCCCCUCCUCCCUAGGGUAGCAGGCAGGGUGUGGGGGGUGUGCCACCUUCCCCAGGUAGGUCCUCCCUCUCCCCCUCCUCCUCCUUCGGCUCCUCUUCCUCGGGGGACUCAGUGCCCCGCUCCAGCUUGGGAGGCUCCGCCAGGCACUGGAAGAGUCACAGAGGAUGAGACCUGUCACCCACCUGUGAAGAGGGGAAUCCCUGCAACCUCAAACUUCUGUACCAGGUGGUUUCCUCCGGUGGCGGCCGGGGGAACCUUGGAGGCAGAGACUCUGAGAAACGGGCUUUUUAGAUUUUGGAGACCAAAGGGAUGGGUCAUUUGCAGUUCCUAGAGAAGUGGAUGCUCUGUACUGAGAACAGACAACAGGGCAUGCCUUCGUCAGCUUAAUGGCCAGCAGAGGUCUUCCUUCCAGUCUGAUACACUGACAGUUUGCCUGUCUGUCAGUCUGUCCCCACCCACUCUCUCUAUCUUGGCUACCAGGAGGCCCUUCUGACAUCCCUGCUUCAGGCUGGAUAUCUGCCAUCCAAGGGGAAAUGUGAAUCCACAUGUCCCGAGAACCCAGAAGUACAAUGGCCUCCGACCUAGAGAGCAGCCUCACCUCCAUAGACUGGCUGCCCCAGCUGACCCUCCGAGCUAGUAUUGAGAAGCUUGGGAGCGCUUCUCAGGCUGGGCCUCCAGGGGGCAGCCGAAAGUGUUCCCCAGGCUCUCCCACGGAUCCUAACGCCACCCUCAGCAAAGAUGAGGCAGCAGUCCACCAAGACGGCAAGCCGCGGUACAGCUACGCCACCCUCAUCACCUACGCCAUCAACUCUUCUCCAGCCAAGAAGAUGACCCUCAGUGAGAUCUACCGCUGGAUCUGCGAUAACUUCCCCUACUACAAGAACGCUGGCAUUGGCUGGAAGAAUUCCAUUCGACACAACCUUUCUCUUAACAAGUGCUUCCGGAAGGUGCCCAGACCUCGGGAUGACCCUGGGAAGGGCUCUUACUGGACAAUUGACACCUGCCCGGACAUUUCCCGGAAGAGAAGACACCCUCCAGAUGAUGACCUGUCCCAAGACUCCCCAGAACAGGAGGCCAGCAAAAGCCCCCGGGGAGGUGUUCCAGGGAGUGGAGAAACCUCGCUGCCUCAUGAGGGGAAUCCUCAGAUGUCACUGCAGAGCCCCUCCUCCAUGGCCAGCUACAGCCAGGGCCCGGGGUCUGUGGAUGGCGGAGCAGUGGCCGCAGCAGGGGCUCCAGGCCGAGAAAGCACAGACGGUGCCCCUCCCCUCUACAACACCAACCACGACUUCAAAUUCUCCUACUCAGAGAUCAACUUUCAGGACCUAAGCUGGUCCUUCCGCAACCUCUACAAGUCCAUGCUGGAGAGGUCCUCCUCCUCCUCCUCCCAGCACGGGUUUUCCUCACUCCUGGGAGACAUGCAGCCUUCUAACAACUACUACAUGUACCAGCAGCCAGCACCUCAGCAGCAGCAGCAGCCGCCACCGCCGCAGCAGCAGCAGCAGCAACAGCAGCCGCAGCCGCCGCCACCCCAGCAGUCACAGCCCCAGCAGCCCCAGGCACCCACUCAGGGCCCCUCCGCUGUAGGGGGUGCCCCUCCACUGCACACCCCCAGCCCCGAUGGUUGUACGACACCAGGGGGAAAACCAGCUGGAGCCGAAGGCUACGGACCCCCCGGUGUGAUGGCCAUGCAUCCUCCCCCACUGCAGCACGGAGGCUACCACCCUCAUCAGCACCAUGCCCACCCCCAUCCUGCCCAGCAGCCGCCGCAGCAGCAAGCGCAGAGCCAGGCGCCCAUCAACAGCUCUGGCUUUGGUGAGCACGGAGGGGACAGAGAAAGCUGGGAGGAGGCCUUUCCUCCAGACUGGUGCUCCAAUAUCGACUCCUUAAAGGAAAGCUUCAAAAUGGUGAACCGGCUCAACUGGUCGAGCAUUGAGCAGUCCCAGUUCUCAGAGCUGAUGGAGAGUCUACGGCAGGCAGAGCAGAAGAACUGGACCCUCGACCAGCACCACAUCGCCAACCUGUGUGACUCCCUCAACCACUUCCUCACCCAGACUGGUCACAUGCCCCCGCAGGGGGGCUCCCACCGACCACCUGCCCCUGCCCGCAUCACUGACGCCUGUGCUCUCACCAGUGGCAAAGCGGAGCCAUCCAUGAACCAAGUGAACUCUUAUGGGCAUCCACAAGCCUCCCAUCUCUACCCUGGCCCAGCACCUAUGUACCCAAUCUCCACCCAGGACACAACAGGAUACAGCCGCCCAGCGCACCACAUGGUUCCGCGGCCGCCCGUCCCGCCUCCUGGUGCCACUGAGGAGAUUGCUGACGACUUCGACUGGGACUUGAUCACUUAGUGAGUCAGAUGGACGUCAGCCCAAGGCCUGGUGUGGAUUCUCACCGUGGCGGAAGAACGGUCCCCGCCCAUCCUCCCCAAACCUGUAUAUAGAUAUAUAGCUUCUGUCUGUUCUCUGUCAGAGAAGCCACCGCGAGAUGCUGCCGAAGAUAACCCCUUUCCUUCCUCAUUCUCCGGUUCCCUCCUAGUUCUUUUAUUAUUAUUCUAAUUAUAUUAUUGUUAUUAUUGGUUA